AUGGUAAACGUAAUAAAAGGCGUACUUGUCAAGUGUGACCCGGCUAUGAAACAAUUCCUAACAUAUUUAUCCGAAAAUCUCGUACUUGGCUCUCGAUUUGUUUUGUCGGACCUCGACGAAUCCCAUAUUUUCAUUGAUCCAGUAGUCCUAUCUGGUUUACAGGCCCAAGUUGACGACCUUAUGGAAAAGCUCUCUUUCCCUCUUGUUACUGAAGAUGAGUGA
Molecule: messenger RNA, 222 nt
Organism: Hydatigera taeniaeformis
Lineage: Eukaryota; Metazoa; Platyhelminthes; Cestoda; Cyclophyllidea; Taeniidae
Source: the annotation of a GenBank genome assembly